Funneliformis caledonium is the source of this 663-nucleotide messenger RNA. The record is from the annotation of a GenBank genome assembly. NCBI's taxonomy places the organism in Eukaryota, Fungi, Glomeromycota, Glomeromycetes, Glomerales, Glomeraceae.
GGUCAGCUCGUGGUCUUAGCUUGUCGAGCAAACGUGUCUAUUGGUGUUGGAUUAGCUUAUAAUUUUCGACAAGGAAAUCCUUUUAAGAUCUGUUUUUUUACUGGUAUUACCAUUGUCGCAAUCUCUUAUGUCCUUGGAACUCCCGCGAUAAUAGUAACAAAUUAUAAGAAUGGUAGUGCGGGUCAACUGUCUUCAUUUGCCGUGUUUGGUUUCACUGCCUGUUCUUUAGCUAGAAUAUUUACCACCUUGUCUGAAGUUGAUGAUUUCUUGAUUUUAAUCGGUUAUGUUCUAGCUUCCGUACUUUACGUAGUUUUAGCUAUACAAAUGGUCAUGUAUUGGAAUGUUGAGAAGGGAAGAGGUGGUGAACCCAAAAAAUUGUUAUUUCAGGCCCAGGUCCAGGUCCAGGCCCUUUGGUCCGUUGCUUCUGAACAAAUCGCUAUGUGUAGGGUUGUAGAAAGUAUUCAACCAGUAAUUGCUUCUACCCUCGCAGAAGGAGAAACUACGCCAAUUUUUAUCGAUGAUGUAUGUUGUUGUUAUAAUUUACAUUUUCGUGCAAUUGAAGUCGCUCAUAAGUCUGACCCUUCGGCUAAAGGUAUUGGUGAACCUUUCACGGUAACUGCUGCUUCUGGUGGCGGAAGUGCGCCAGCUCCAAAGGAACAAUAA